GUCAAGGGUCUCAAAAGACUAAGCAAGAGUGCAGAUAAUUUAGUCUUCAAAAGUCAUUUUAGACGCAAAGCUGAACCACAGAACCCAGAAUGCCCCAGUACUAUAAUUUUUCAGAGGACCGACAGUUCUUCCUUGGCUGACUUGCAGGAAAAUGGUUCAGGUCAACGUCAAAGCCCCAUGAGGACGCGUGGACAUUUGCAAAAGCUUGUCGGUAGUUUAACCGACCUGUCGGUCAAGCGUAAAAACAUACCAGGCCCCAUCUCCAGAAAAACCCUGUCACCUCUCAGUCAGAUACAUGAUGACUACUCCCGCAGAACCCCAUGUGUACAAAUGAGUGGGCGCCAGCGGAGGCCUUCACCCACACCCAGUAAAGCCCAGCAGGUCAACACUCACCAACACAACCCAACUAUACACCCCGCGCCCUCCUGCCCCGCUGUCUUUAGUUCCACUUUAGAUGACUCUCUGGAGCCUCCCAGCAAAACAACAGCCCUGAUAAGUGACUAUGUUCAGGUGGCUGUGUCCUCAACAGAUUUCCAUUCGGAAGCCCCACAGGAAAAAUACUGUGAACCUAUGGAGUGCCAUCAAAAUGGAUUAAAUAACCACUACUCUCACAUGCCCAAGCAUUGCUCAAGCCCCAGUCGAAAGCAGACAGUCAAUGGUGUUAAUGUUAACUUGGAGUGUUUAUGGACUGAAGAGAGGGAGACUGAUGAUCUUGAGGCUUCAUCAGAUAUCACAAAAGCGUUUCUCAAAGGUGACGAGAUCUCAGCUGCUGCUGCUUCACCUGUCACCUGUUCCACACAAUCCGCCCUGGUAACUCCAACAACAAUCUCUCCACCCUUUGCCAGUGACUCUUCCUCUUCUGUGGUAGCCAGGAAAAGGGCCGGUCGCUCCAGACCCCGGCCAGUGUCUGACUAUGGCCAGCUGGCCAGCUCAAAGUACUGCAUCCCAGAGGAGGACAGGGAGUCCGAGAGUAUGGACUACACUUCCCAAAAGGACUACAAUAGCAAUGGCAGCUACACAGAGAGCAACAGACCAGAGAAUGGUCAUGUGUGCACUCAAACAGAGAGCAGAAAGAGACGUCCCAUCUCUGUUAUAGGAGGAAUGGAUCUGUAUUCAUCCCCAACUGCAGAGCAGAAGGAUGACACUGAAAGCUUGCCUUCUCCGGUAUCCCGUCCUCCAGUGCCCUCUCAUAGAGUGCCUCCAUACCGGGCCGUAUCUGCCCGUCUGAGACCUUGCGUCUUCUCCCAAAGCACACCUAUCGGACUGGAUAGGAUGGGGCGGCGCAGAGGACGCAGAGUGCUCAGCGAUGGCAGUUCUGAUCCAAUGGUUGUUGAUAGUGUGAGUGAAGAGGAUGGCAGCUUUGAAGAACUGACUGAAGGAACACCGUAUCUACAACCAGAAGUCGAUCUUUACACACUCAAUCAGUACAUACAGUUGGGACAUGCCGUGCAUGCAGAGGCUCUGUGGGACCAUGUCACAAUGGAAGAGCAGGAGCUGGCCUUCAAAGCCGGGGAUGUGAUCCGUGUUCUGGAUGUUCAGGAGCAGGACUGGUGGUGGGGUGCGGUGGGCGACCGCGAGGCCUGGUUUCCCUCCAGCUUUGUGCGAGUUCGGGUGAAUCAGGAGGAUUCAAGCAGUGAUAGUGUAGAAAUCCCACCGGAUGCAGAGGAAUCCGUCCCACCGGAUGCUCACAAACAAAACUCAGUGCACAGACAGCAGAUGAGAGCCAAUGUGGUCAAAGAAAUCAUGGACACAGAGCGUGUUUACAUCAAACAUCUCAAAGAUAUCUGUGAGGGAUAUAUCCGUCAGUGUAGGAAGCACCCUGGCAUGUUUACUGAUGCACAGCUAAAGACAAUCUUCAGCAACAUCGAGGACAUCUACAGGUUCCAGAGAAAGUUUCUGAAGGACCUAGAAAAGAAAUACAAUCCCCAGAACCCUCAUCUCAGUGAGAUUGGCUCCUGCUUCCUACAGCAGGAGGACGGUUUCUCCAUAUACUCUGAAUACUGUAACACACAUCCAGUGGCAUGUGCUGAAUUACAACGGUUGAUGAAACAAGGCAGAUAUAAACACUUCUUCGAAGCCUGCCGUCUCUUACAGCAGAUGAUCGACAUCUCCAUUGCUGGCUUUCUACUCACACCUGUACAGAAGAUUUGUAAAUACCCUCUUCAGCUGGGAGAGCUUUUGAAGUACACACCCAAAGACCACAGUGACCACGCAGGGGUGUGUGCCGCACAUCAAGCAAUGAAGAAUGUGGCAAGUCUGAUAAAUGAAAGGAAAAGACGACUUGAGAGCAUCGACACCAUCGCUCACUGGCAGGUGGCCAUCCUCCACUGGGCGGGUGAGGAUGUGUUAACACGAAGCUCCGAGCUCAUUCACUCCGGCGAGUUAACGCGGAUAGUGCGGCCCGGUAAGACGCAACAACGCAGCUACUUCCUGUUUGACCACCAGCUGGUGUUCUGUAAGAAAGACGUCCUGCGGAGAGACCUGCUACACUACCGUGGUCGCAUGGACACUGACCUACUUGAGCCAGUCGACCUGCCUGAUGGACGGCACGCUGAGCUGGGCGUCCUGAAGAACGCGUUUCUCCUGCGUCACGCAGAGAACCUGAAUGUGCUGUGUGUGCUGUGCUGCAGAAAGAGCCAGGACAAGCAGCGAUGGCUGCAAGCGUUUGCUCGAGAGCGCAGACGCGUACAGGAAGACCAAGAGAUGGGGAUGGAGAUUACCGAGGCCCAGAGAAAGCAAGCAGUUCACAACGCCAGGAAAACUAAACAAGGAAAUAUGAAGAAAAUGAAUUAUUCUGAUCAUCCUGUGCCUCCUCACCAUCAGCCGCUACAUCCUCUCCAUCAGCGGCAUGUGACUGUGCCAACCAGCAUCCCCCAGCAGCAAGUCUUCUCUUUAGCAGAGCCAAAGAAGAAGCCCUCUCACCUGUUGUACUCACUUGCACGCAGUGCCCUCUUCAGGAAAUGACAAAAAGAGACACCUUUAGACAACAUUUAGUGUUUUUACAUUAUGCUGAUGAGAUCCAUAAAUGAUGAAAUAUAACAGGACUACACCUAUGUUUUUGUCAUAUUCAAAUGCACACACAUGGAAUUGUAUAUUUAUAUUCAUAUGUGUGUAAAAUGACGUGUGCCUCAUUAUUUAGCCUUAAGUCAGUGUGUUAGUUUGGAAAGUGUUCUUUUUUUUUUUUCUUCUUCAUGUCAUUUUACUGAUAUGGUCAAAAACGCUGCUUCCCAUUGGGUUUCUCCCAUCUCUCACUUCACCUAAAUGUGUGUCUUUUAUGACAAAGAGUUGUAUUCUGCGUUUUAGCUACAUGUCUAUAUAAUUUUAUUGCUUUACCCGAGGCUGGAGCCUUCUGAAAUGUAAAGACAGCAAACACUAACACCUUUCAUUCUGUAAAUAAACUUGAACCAAAUGUA
This is a messenger RNA of Carassius auratus (goldfish), 3413 nucleotides long. Its product is annotated as spermatogenesis-associated protein 13-like. Gene Ontology annotation, molecular function: protein binding; guanyl-nucleotide exchange factor activity. Lineage: Eukaryota; Metazoa; Chordata; Actinopteri; Cypriniformes; Cyprinidae. Bases 178 to 2964 code for a protein of 928 amino acids. The record is from RefSeq and is a predicted model, not a curated record. The transcript has 13 exons.